AGAAGACCCUGCCCUGCUCCGUCUGCUGGUGGGACAAGGAGCUGUCACCUUCUCCCACCCCCUGAAGCAUCCUGGCUGCCCUGAGCAGGGUGGGGGUGGGAUUCUGCUACUCUGACCCUCCCAGAGCUUCCAUUUCUUUAUCCUUCCUCCCAUGUGACUAGUUGGAUUGUGGCUGGAGCAGCAGGUAAUGACCGGGGCCUUUUGGUGUUUCAGAUGCCGGUGACCUUUGAGGAGGUGGCUGUGUAUUUCACCCAGGCGCAGGGGGCUCUGCUGGACCCCGCUCAGAGAGCCCUCUACAGGGACGUCAUGCAGGAGAACUACGAGACGGUGACCUCGCUGGGAUUUCCCCUUCCCAAACCUGAGCUGAUCACCCGCCUGGAACGAGGGGAAGAGCCGUGGGUGCCCGAUCUCUGGCUCUGCAAGGAAAGAAGGCUUCCGAGAUGCACCCAUACAGCCAGGACAGGGCUGCAGUCAUCAGAUAUCGCUCACCCCAUUCCAACCAGCCUCUUACCUGCAGGAGUUUGCUUCCCAGCUUUCCUGCCCUGUGCUGAGCAAGGGAGUGAGAAUAAGGAGGGGAAUCAUCAUGAGGAAUUUCCUGGGGAAGUGGAACCACAGGGGACCUUUGUGGGAAGAGGUGAAGGGAAUUUUUCCCAGUGCUUCGAACUCGAAGAGUCCUGGGGAAAUUGGCACAGGUCAGAGAGGCUGCUGGGAAGCCACCCAGGGAAGAAAGUGGAUGAAUCUAUUAAUGGUUGGGGAGGAGAGGAGGAUCCCAGAGCGCAGCAGACAAAUCCCAAGGAAGAGACACCCUGCCACUACCUUCAAUGUGGGAAAGGAUUCAUUGUGAGAUCACAGCUUGUGACACAUCAGACAAUCCAUACUGGAGAGAAACCCCUUCAAUGCUUGGACCAUGGGGAAAGCUUCAAUAAGCUCUCAGAUCUUAAUAACCAUGGGAGAAGCCACAGUGGAGAAAAACCCUCUCAAUCCCACGAGUGCGAGAAAUGUUUCAUUUCAAAGACACAGAUAGUUAGACAUGAGUUAAGCCACACAGGGGAGAGACCCCACAAGUGCUUGGACUGUGGGAAAAGUUUCAUACAGAGGUCACACCUAGUUCGUCAUCAGGCAUUACACACAGGAGAGAGACCUCACAAGUGCUUGGCCUGUGGGAAAAGUUUCAAAAGAAAGUCAAAACUUGUUGAACAUCAGGUAGUCCACACAGGAGAGAGACCCCACAAAUGCUUGCACUGUGGGAAAUGUUUCACAGAGAGGUCAACCCUUGUUAAACAUCAGGCAAUCCACACAGGAGAGAAACCCCACAAGUGCUUGGACUGUGGGAAAGGUUAUAUACAAAGGUCAGACCUUCUUUAUCAUCAGGCAAUCCACACAGGAGAGAGACCCCACAAGUGCUUGGACUGUGGGAAAAGUUUCAUAAGCAGGUCAAACCUUGUUCAACAUCAGAGAAUCCACACAGGAGAGAGACCCCACAAGUGCUUGGACUGUGGGAAAUGUUUCACAGAGAGGUCUAACCUUGUUAAACAUCAGGCAAUCCAUACAGGAGAGAGACCCCACAAGUGCUUGUACUGUGGGAAAGGUUACAUACAAAGGUCACACCUUGCUGAACAUCAGGCAAUCCACACAGGAGAGAGACCCCACAAGUGCUUUGACUGUGGGAAAUGUUUCAGAGAGAGGUCAACCCUUGUUAAACAUCAGGCAAUCCACACAGGAGAGAGACCCCACAAGUGCUUGAAGUGUGGGAAAGGUUACGUACAAAGGUCAGAGCUUGUUAAACAUCAGGCAAUCCACACAGGAGAGAGACCCCACAAGUGCUUGGACUGUGGGAAAAGUUUCCUAAGAAGGUCAAACCUUGUUCAACAUCAGAGAAUCCACACUGGAGAGAGACCCCACAAGUGCUUGGACUGUGGGAAAUGUUUCACAGAGAGGUCAAACCUUGUUAAACAUCAGGCAGUCCACACAGGAGAGAGACCCCACAAGUGCUUGGACUGUGGGAAAGGUUACAUACAAAGGUCAGCCCUUGUUAAACAUCAGUCAAUCCACACUGGAGAGAGACCGCACAAGUGCUUGGAGUGUGGGAAAAGUUUCAUAAGUAGGUCAGACCUUGUCCAACAUCAGAGAAUCCACACAGGAGAGAGACCCCACAAGUGCUUGGACUGUGGGAAAAGUUUCAUAAGAAGGUCACAGCUCGUUUAUCAUCAGGCAAUCCACACAGGAGAGAGACCCCACAAGUGUUUGGACUGUGGGAAAGGUUACAUACAAAGGUCACACCUUAUUCAACAUCAGGCAAUCCACACAGGAGAGACUCCAGAGGUGCUUGGACUGCGAGAAAAGUUUCAUAUGGAAGUCUGACCUCAUUAAAUAUGGAAGAAUCCACACAGGAUCUGAACUGCUGUGACACAUGGCAAGAAAGGAUUAAGCAAGUUGCAUGUAAUUGAUACAGUAGGGGUAGGGGCUGAAAGAUGGAGAGAAUGUUUAUAGCUGAAAUCACCGAAAUGUGUUUUGCAAUGGUAGUGUUAACUGGAUCUGUUCUGCUCUCCUGCUUGGACAUUUUAUGUGGGGAUCCCGGAGAUGGAAAGGAGCAGGUGUUACCAUCUUGGCUACCAAUCCCCAUGGUGACUCUCUACACUAGCAAUUCUCAAACUGUGGGCGGAGUCUCCCAAUGGAGGCUCAGGAAUGUGUCAAGGGAGGCGUGAUCAGUGUGGGUUGUUUGUUUUUUAAAGAGCACUGGCUGUUGUCCCCAGGUGGCUGGGGCUCAUGAAGAAGGAACAGGCCCAUUUGGGAGGUGGGGAUAAAUGCUCAGGCUCUGAAACCCAGGUGGAGCAGCAGCACAGAAGUAGGGGUGUCAAUGGGGUGAUAAGUCUGCUGUGAACAGCGAUAUUGAGGAACAUCACUUUUCACGUGGCCACCCUCACUUCUGUGCUGCUGUUGGAGGGCUUCAGAGCUGGGCACAUCGCCAGCACCAUGUUUACAAAAUUAUUAAUCUUCUCCAAAAUAUGUCCUGUGAAGUAUCAUAGGGAAAGUCAUCGCCUGCUGAAUAUUAUUGUCCCAUUAAAUUGUGUCUAUGCGCACUGUCCAUGGAGCUCAGAGAGUUUGCUGUAUGUUUGUUACAUGCUGUAAAGCUGGAAAACCCCCACAGAGAAGCUCCUCAUAGACAGUGGCACCUGAACACCAGCUGGGUGCUAAGUGGCGAGUAAUUGCUCAGCCAUUCCUUCACCAGCUGUGUAGCCCGGAACAAGAGAGUUACAAUUCACCGGAAGGACGGCUGGACGCUCACUUAGGCCACAAACUGAUUGUCGCCUGCCCCCCGGCUCGGCGAUGACCCUCAAAGAGAAAAGUGGUACAAAGCAACAAGGGCGAGUGGCCUCCAUUUUCACCUCUCCUCUCCCUUCUUUACAGAAGGCAAGAAGAUGACUUGAAAGGCAGCAGGGGCCGUGGAGUGGAGAGGACGGACCAAGGCUGGAAGGAAAUCCAGCCUGGGUACUCAGAACUGUGAACUGCCUGCAACAGCAGGUGCGGUGCAAAAACCUCCUUGCUUCACAUUUUCCUUAAAUUGGUAAAAUGUAGGAUUUAAAAUGCAUGUUUUAAUUUUAUAGGUUUAACCAGAUCUGACCUUUGACAUCUUUGUCCCUUGUAAUCCCUGAAAUCCCCCUUGCUCCAGUUACUAAAGUGGUUUUAGUGUUUUGUCUGGA
This is a messenger RNA of Mauremys mutica (yellowpond turtle), 3701 nucleotides long. RefSeq names its product zinc finger protein 420-like. NCBI's taxonomy places the organism in Eukaryota, Metazoa, Chordata, Testudines, Geoemydidae. The record is from RefSeq and is a predicted model, not a curated record. The coding region runs from base 214 to 2361 and encodes 715 amino acids. Gene Ontology annotation, molecular function: DNA-binding transcription factor activity; RNA polymerase II cis-regulatory region sequence-specific DNA binding. The transcript has 4 exons. Gene Ontology annotation, biological process: regulation of transcription by RNA polymerase II.